ACCCAUCCUCCUCUUCCACCCCCCGCAAGUCGAUCAAGAUGGCCGAGGCUUCCAGCAAGAGCAUCAACCCCAUGAAGGAGCUGCGCGUUGACAAGCUCGUCAUCAACAUCUCCGUCGGCGAGUCUGGUGACAGACUCACGCGUGCCACCAAGGUGCUCGAGCAGCUCACGGGCCAGUCGCCCGUGACGUCGAAGGCCCGCUACACGCUCCGCGGCUUCGGCAUCCGCCGUAACGAGAAGAUCGCCUGCCACGUCACGAUCCGCGGCCCCAAGGCCGAGGAGAUCAUUGAGCGUGCGCUCAAGGUCAAGGAGUACGAGCUCCGCAGACGGAACUUCUCCGACACCGGCAACUUCGGUUUCGGUAUCACUGAGCACAUCGACCUGGGCAUCAAGUACGACCCGUCGAUCGGCAUCUUCGGCGCCGACUUCUUCGUGUGCAUGACCCGCCCGGGUGCCCGCGUCGCUCGCCGCAAGGACCGCCACUCGCGCGUCGGUGCCCCGCACCGCGUGCGCAAGGAGGAGACGGCUGCCUGGUUCCGCCAGCGCUUCGACGGCAUCAUUGCCAAGUAAACGCUUCCGUCACCUGCCUUCCGUUCCUCUCACGCAUCCCAUCUCACCCCCCGCCACGCAUCUCAUCGCCUUCGCGCUUCUCGCCCACACCCACACAUACGCACGCUAUGUCCACACCCACACUUCGCCUUCGUGAGCCGCUGAGUUCUCGUCGGCACCCACUCGG
Messenger RNA from Tilletiopsis washingtonensis, 735 nucleotides. Its product is annotated as putative RPL11B-ribosomal protein L11. The record is from RefSeq and is a predicted model, not a curated record. Gene Ontology annotation, cellular component: cytosolic large ribosomal subunit; ribosome. Gene Ontology annotation, biological process: translation. Lineage: Eukaryota; Fungi; Basidiomycota; Exobasidiomycetes; Entylomatales. The transcript is spliced from 4 exons. Gene Ontology annotation, molecular function: structural constituent of ribosome; RNA binding. The coding region runs from base 39 to 569 and encodes 176 amino acids.